UUGCGUCUGCGCCUGCGCCUGGCAUCAGCCUUGUGGUUCCGCCAGCAGUAGUAGUGAACUGAAGCUUCUUUGACCACCAUCAUCGCAACUUCUCCCAGCAACGCCCUCUUUUCGAAGUCGUGACAAGCUGCUCUGACUCAAACUCAAGUGGCUCUCUCGUCAUCUCUUUGAAUUGACCAAGAACCCUUGAUACACCUGUGGAAGUCCCAUCAGUCCACACUUCCACAACACCGCCAUCAUGGUGCUCGAAGCCACUAUGAUUGUUGUUGACAACAGCGAAGCCAGCAGGAAUGGCGACUAUCUACCCAACCGAUUCUCAGCACAAACCGAAGCCGUCUCACUCAUUUUCAACGCAAAGACAUCCUCAAAUCCCGAAUCCGCCGUCGGUAUCAUGUCCAUGGCUGGAACAGGCCCCAAGGUCCUCACAACCCCGACCAACAACUUCGGCGCCAUCCUGGCAGGCCUACAUGAAACCAAGAUCAAGGGCCACAUAAGGUUAGGCACGGCUAUUAGUGUGGCGAUGCUGGCCCUCCAUCACAGAGCAAACAAAUCUCAACGCCAACGGAUCGUUGUCUUGAUAUGUAGCGAGCUGGAUUCGAAAUUCGGGGACAAGAACGACACAGAGAAAGAACUGAUCAAGUUGGCAAAGAAAUGCAAGAAGAACAACGUCUCGGUCGACUUUGUGGCCUUUGGCGAUGCUAUUGAAUCGAGUACGAAAUCAAUACUGGAGAAAUUUGUGGAAGCCGUGGGUGGCUCGUCGGGAGAAGGAAAUUACCUCGCCGUCAUCCCUCCUGGGCCGGGUUUGCUUAGCGACAGCCUCAUCACCACGCCUAUAGUCAGUAUGGGUGGGGACACGGGAGCCGGAGCUGGUGGCAUGGAAGGCAUCGAGACUGGUGGCGGAGCUGGUCGAUUCGAUGAAUUCGGCAUUGAUGCAUCGGCAGAUCCAGAACUUGCCAUGGCCCUGCGGAUGAGUAUGGAAGAAGAGCAGCAUCGUUUGGACAGGGAGAGAAGAGCACGCGAGGAGGAAGAGAGACGGAAUGCGGAUAGGAUGGAGACCAUCACCGAAGAAGGGCAGGGUCAGCAGCAGGCGGCAAACGGAGAAAGCCAGGACGGCACGGCGUCAAAGCAGCCACGGGUAGAGGAUGAUAAGCAGGAGUGAUGAUGGGUGGCUUGUAUUUGUAUCAAAGGGAGAGGGAAUAAACCAAGCAAAAUCUGCGGUCUGCUUGACCGAUCGAAGAAGAUUCCACUGAGCGUAGCAUGCUAUCUGGAGAGAGGUGUCUCACUUUCUCCAGUAUCCUGUCAAUUUCAGAAGAGAUUUCUUCACAAUUCUUGGUAUCCUCUGUUGGCCCAACAUUGCUCCAAACC
Molecule: messenger RNA, 1365 nt
Organism: Cladophialophora immunda
Lineage: Eukaryota; Fungi; Ascomycota; Eurotiomycetes; Chaetothyriales; Herpotrichiellaceae
Exons: 2
Coding region: 239-1159 (306 amino acids)
Biological process (GO): proteasome-mediated ubiquitin-dependent protein catabolic process
Cellular component (GO): nucleus; proteasome regulatory particle, base subcomplex; cytosol
Molecular function (GO): polyubiquitin modification-dependent protein binding
Source: RefSeq, a predicted model, not a curated record